UUGAGCGAUGAGGGAGUGUCGCUUGCACUUAUAAUCUUAAGUUAGUUUUAUUUAGUAAAUGUUUAUUUUAUAGCUAUAAAAUAUUAAACAUAAUUUAGAAUGAAUUAAAUAUAAAUAAUAUAUAAAAUUACCUAAUAAUGGUACGAUAAUCGAAUUAGAAAUAUAAGCAUACAUGAAAUAUAUUAAAGUAAAUGAUAAAGCGACUAUAAAUAUACAAUAUUCAGUGAUAUAUAACACUAUAUAACAAAUACAUAGGACGAUACACCAGCUUGGCGACUGCAAGAAUUCUGUAAACGGAAGGGAAGAUGUGUGCCGCGAUCGAUAUGUUGGCAUCGGAGCAAUUAUUCUACGGCCACAGUCCACCGGCUGGUUUCCUAACAGAUUAUACGCCACCAAGAAGACAAACGAAGAUCACAGCUAGAGGAUACUCAGCGCCUUGUUUAUCAGUGCUCAAACCUGUGCAGUUGACUUUGAAAUCAGCACCCAGAUCAUGUAUAAGAAUAUCAACGGAAAAGAAGAAGAAACAUGUUGUUUUUGCUGAUGAUAGAGGAUUCGCGUUAGAACAUGUGAAAUUUAUGACGGAGCCAUCACAUGUACCACCGUAUUGGGCAUUCAAAGUUAUAGCCAGUCCACCAGUUGAAAGAAAAGUUCAACCAGUGGUUGAUCUGUGGGAGACACGAUUUGUACAACCGGCGUCAGAUUAUUUAGAAUUUAGAAGAAGGAUAACAGAAGAUUGUGUUUCAUUAGAAAAUGUUAUUUUAAAACAAAAUGAAUUGGCAGUAGACGGUACUGUUAAGGUUAAGAAUCUCGAUUUCUCCAAAGAAGUAUUCGUGAGAACAACUUCUGAUGGAUGGAGUACUAAUGAAGAUACAUAUUGUGCGUUCAUAGAAUCAGGCCCAUUGUUACAAAAUGGUAUGUCAACGUAUGAUACAUUUGGAUUUAGAUUGCAACUUCCAAUACAUUCAAGAAGAUUGGAUUUCUGUGUCGGAUUUCGUUGUCAAGGUAGAGAAUUUUGGGACAAUAAUAAUGGAAAGAAUUAUACAAUUGAGAAAUCAUCGACGAGAAGUGUUCCAGCUGUGUCAUGUGCUAGAAUUAAUUAUGGAAAUUCUUGGCCAGUCAGAUCAGACUAUACUGGCAAUACUCCUUAUUGGUGAAAGUGAUUUUAAAACAAAAUGGUUCUUUUUUCUGGUUCUAUCAAUCCUUAUGGGAUCUGUGAUGCUUGUGCCAUAGUGUCAGAAGAUAGAGGUAUAUUCUUUUUAAGCUUAUCGAUAUUUUUUUCUUUGAAUCAAGUGCUAGUGUUGCGCGAUUGUCGAUAUAUUUUUAAGGAGACAUUAUUUUUAAGUGAGACGCGAUCUGUUGGUAUCGUGGACUAAGCUAAUUCAGGCAUAGACAAUAUUAUUUAUUUUAUUAUAUAUCAAAUAUACCAAUACAGACCGCAACACUUUCACUUAGGGUAAAUUAAGGCGGUUAUUUAUGUAAACUUGCAUGAAGUCUGGCUAUUGAAAAACACACACUCAGUGAAGAAACUCAGUCAUUAACGUCACUUAGAGAUAUACUAAAUAUAAAGGUCUCCCUUAGUGACUAAUUAUUUACUAGUGUGGCGAUUAAACUAUUAUUUAUUUAAAUAUAUGGCUGAUAUGUUUUAAGAUUAGACUUCUUUUGAUAGAAAAUACUAGUUUUUGUCGUGAUAAAAUCAAGCUUUUUAUCGAAAAGUUUCUUUAAAUUUUAUCUCUGUAUCGAUAAAGUUUAGUAUUUGUUUUCAACAACACUAAUGACAUAGCAAACAUAUUUUGAUUAUUCAUAAAUCUUUGGAUUAAUUAAUGAAAAAUAGGCGGGAAAAAUUUGCGAACUUACUAUCAUAGAAAAAAAAAUAUGCUAAAUAUUAAAGUAAAAGAUAUUUAUCCAUAGUCGUCAGACAUUUUUGGUAGCUUAAAAAUAUUUCCUAAAUGAAAUUAACUAAUACUUUUACUAUAUGAAUAGAUAAAUUGUCGAAAAGGUUAAGUACUCCUUUAAAAUGAAUUAAAAGAGGUUUGUCAACCUUUGUACAUGAAUGUAUAAUUUAUUAAAAUGCUUGGCAAUCGUUUUUAAAUAUAAAAUAACUGGAAAUCAGUAUGGGUCUAAGUUCAAGGCGAUAUUAUCGAUCUAAAAUUAGAUUUUUAAUAGUUUAACAUCUCGUAAUUUUCAGAACAAGGCUCUCGCACGAAAUUUCGUCAACGAGUAAUUAAAAAAACUGAAAAACCUAUUCGCUAUUUCAGACUAUUGUUCUCAUCCAGAUCCAUUAACCGGUAAUAGAAACAGAGUUCUGUCAGGAUUCAAACCCUGAAUCUGCAGACAAGUCAAAUGCUUAAACCCUGAGCCACAACGCUCUCUAACCAAUCGUAUGAUGUUAUUUUAUUUUUAUUCAUAGAGUUGAAUAAACUAGCGCCCUUACCUUAUCUUAGGUCGUAAGAACUGAAGUUUCAUUGAUCAGCAGCCAUCUUUAUUGAGGUCACUUAUAUUAAUUGUUUGAGGCACACAAGACAUCUUUUCUUUAAUGUCUAUAUAACCUCUGAAAUAGGUUACAAAAGGUUAGCUUAUUACUUACUAAUAUUAUGUGAUGAAUGGAUGGAUGUUUACUAGCAGGUAACUCUAAAACGGAUAAAGGCGGUACGAAUAUACUUCGACUUCGUAAAAUCAUCUUUAAAAUAUGUUAAGAUUUUGGUGUACUUUGUAAUUGUCGAUGAAUACGAAAUGUUAUCACGAAUCUUCUUGCUAAGAUCUUUUAUCAUUAUCAUCAGCUCACUAUACAUCCCCACCGAGGGGCUCGAAGCCAACCCUAAGUUA
This is a messenger RNA of Papilio xuthus (Asian swallowtail), 2823 nucleotides long. It is a transcript of the gene Gbs-70E, whose product is annotated as Glycogen binding subunit 70E. Gene Ontology annotation, biological process: regulation of glycogen biosynthetic process. Lineage: Eukaryota; Metazoa; Arthropoda; Insecta; Lepidoptera; Papilionidae. Gene Ontology annotation, cellular component: protein phosphatase type 1 complex. The transcript has 2 exons. The record is from RefSeq and is a predicted model, not a curated record. The coding region runs from base 306 to 1154 and encodes 282 amino acids. Gene Ontology annotation, molecular function: protein phosphatase 1 binding; glycogen binding.